AACUAACAACAAUAAUUAAUAAAUUAUCGUUAAUUAACAACAACUUAAAUAAAAAAAGUUUAAACAUUUAUAAAUCAUUACUGCAACUAGUCCUUUAAUAUUAUACACGCUUCCAUUAUGUCGGAACCUAUAAACAAUUUAACUCUAACGACGUCGUUACACAACGGCUCGUUAUCAUCAUCAUCUUCAGCCUCAACAUCAACAGCAGCAGCGGCAACCACAUCAUCAGCCAACAGCUUAACGUCGGCCCAUGCAGCUAACUCAACCUCAACCACCAACAAUUGUGGCAAUACGCCCAUGCUUAACGGACACAUUGGCACUCACUAUACGCAUUCGAAGCAUAAUUUUGAACGUUAUACCAGCCAUACUAAUGAUUACGUUUCCAUACCACAAUUCUAUGCGGGUCGCAGUGUAUUCAUUACCGGUGGCACUGGUUUUAUGGGAAAGGUCUUGGUUGAAAAAUUACUACGCUCUUGUCCGGAUAUAAAAAAUAUUUAUCUACUCAUACGGCCCAAAAGAGGGCAAGAAGUUUCGGCUCGACUUGAUGAAUUGCUAGAUGCACCGCUUUUUGAAAAACUAAGAAGAGAAAAACCAAAGGAUUUGAGUAAAGUAAUUCCUAUAUCGGGUGAUAUAACAUCCGAAGAAUUGGGCAUUUCGGAAAGUGAUCAGGCUAUAUUGUGUCGCAAUGUAUCGAUUGUAUUCCAUUCAGCUGCCACUGUUAAAUUCGAUGAAAAGCUCAAAUUAUCAGUUACAAUCAAUAUGUUAGGGACAAAACGUUUGGUUGAAUUAUGUCAUCGUAUGAUGUCUUUAGAUGCACUUAUUCAUGUAUCCACUGCCUAUUGCAAUUGCGAUAGAACCGAAGUAUCUGAGGUUAUUUAUGCACCACCCUAUAAUCCCGAUGAUAUUAUUUCUUUAGUUAAUUGGCUUCCGGAAGAUACACUCGAUACGCUAACUCCCUCACUGAUUGGUAAACGCCCAAAUACUUAUACAUUUACAAAAGCCUUAGCUGAACAUAUGCUACUCAAGGAGGCUGGUAAUCUUCCAGUUGCCAUUGUGAGGCCAUCUAUAGUGACUGCCAGCUUAAAUGAACCUUUUGCCGGUUGGAUUGAUAAUUUUAAUGGUCCCACUGGUCUCUUAUCUGCCAUGGCCAAAGGUCUAUUUCGCACAAUUGUGUGUGAGAAAAAUUGCAUUGCCGAUGUGGUACCUGUUGAUAUUGUGAUUAAUCUAAUGAUAACGGCUGCAUGGCGCACAGCAUCCCAUAAAACUAAUGAUAAUUUAUUAAUUUAUAAUUGUUGUACCGGUCAACGACAUCCCAUAACGUGGGGUAAAUUUGUUAACUAUGCCAUUGAUCACGUUCGUAAACAUCCAUUAGAGGGUUGUGUUUGGUAUCCUGGUGGCGUUUUACGUCGUAAUGUUACCAUUAAUGCUGUACAGGGCUUUAUUUUACAUUAUAUACCAGCGUAUAUAUUGGAUAUUAUUGCACGAUUUGCUGGCAAAAAACCAUUUGUGGUUAAAGUCCAAAAUAAAAUCGCCAAAGCAGUUGAUUGUCUACAAUACUUUGCCACUCAUCAAUGGCAAUUUAAGGAUGAUAAUGUUUAUGCUUUAUUACAAACCCUCAGUCCAAAGGAUCGUGAGACAUUUGUAUUCGAUGUGACUACAAUUAAUUGGGAAAAAUAUAUGGAAAGAUAUGUUUUAGGUUUUAGACAAUUUCUAUUUAAACAAAAACCACAAUCAUUACCUGGCAGUCGAAAAAGAUUAUUAAGAUUGUAUUAUAUUAAUCAAUUAACAAAAUUAUUAAUGGUCGUAUUUACUUGGCGUUUUCUGAUGUCACGUUCAAAACGUUUAAAUGCCUUGUGGUCAACAUUUUUACAAAAUCUUUUUAAAAUAAUGCGUCUUAUGCCAUUUUUGUAAUAUAUUUAUUAUUUAAAUUAUUAUUAUUAUUAUUAUUAUUAUAAAUAUAAUUUCGUAAAUGAAAAAUUUAAUAC
This is a messenger RNA of Lucilia cuprina (Australian sheep blowfly), 1985 nucleotides long. Its product is annotated as putative fatty acyl-CoA reductase CG5065. The coding region runs from base 118 to 1911 and encodes 597 amino acids. Gene Ontology annotation, biological process: long-chain fatty-acyl-CoA metabolic process. The transcript has 10 exons. Gene Ontology annotation, cellular component: peroxisome. The record is from RefSeq and is a predicted model, not a curated record. Gene Ontology annotation, molecular function: alcohol-forming very long-chain fatty acyl-CoA reductase (NADP+) activity. NCBI's taxonomy places the organism in Eukaryota, Metazoa, Arthropoda, Insecta, Diptera, Calliphoridae.